Messenger RNA from Symbiodinium natans, 2616 nucleotides. The record is from the annotation of a GenBank genome assembly. NCBI's taxonomy places the organism in Eukaryota, Dinophyceae, Suessiales, Symbiodiniaceae.
AUGGCCAAGCCACCUGCGCCCGAGAAGCCGUGUGUAGUCGGUGCGAGCUCGUCUUUAAGGAUCUCUUGGAUCAUCCCAGACGUUGAGCCCGAAGUCACUGCAUCAUCAUUAAAGCUUCGAAUACGAGGCGGUCACAGGCUUCAUGUUUACGACCAUGGCACAGCAAAGCUUGUUCCAAAGGGUGGAACAGCUAUUCCUGCGCCGAUCUGCGAGAUAGUCGUGGACGGAUGUGAAGAGGGCAUCGAGUAUGAGGCUGUUCUCGCUGUCAUGAAUAGCGAGGGCUGGAGUGAGCCAUCGCUUUUCAGUGAGCCUGGCUUCUUCGGGGCCCUCAAGCCACGGGAGAAGCCGCCCAGACCGACGGCCCCAACUCUCACAGCGCUGGGAAAGGGGAAGCUGCGAGUCUCUUGGGCGAUUCCGAGUUCAUGCCCACCUGUGGAAGCAACCCAGGUGCAGCUCACGGAUGUGGGAACAGGAAACAAGUGGCUUGUUGAUGGAUCUGGGGCUUUGGUGACCUCUGGCCGGACGACUUUCGCAGCCACCAGAACGGAGGUUCACAUCAAAGAUGUUCAGGAUUGCGUCGAAUAUGCAGCAGAAAUUUGCUGCCGCAAUGCAGAGGGCUUUGGAGAAUACUCUAUGGCGAGCGACAGCGUUGCCAACAUUGAUGCCAAGGGGCAGAUUGGUGGGAUGCAGCUUGUCAUCCACGAAAGUGCAAGCACUGAGGUUCCAGUGAUGGUGCCGCAGGGGGAAGGCAAAAUGAAGGUGAAAUGGAAGCUACCCGACGAAGCCAAGCAGACCAUUGUCAAGCUUCGCCGGGUUGGCAACCAGAAUUGGUAUCUUUGCACUGGUGGUGCCAUUGCUGCACCCGCCUCUGAGACAAUCGCCACUGGCUUAGAGGAAGGCAUUGAGUACGAGGCUAUGGUGUCGUUUCUCAUCAACAAUCGGUGGUGCUGCGAAUCAGAAAUCAGCAAGCCAGCCUGCAUAGGUGAGCUAAAGCUGCCUGCUCCUCCCACGCAGCCCAAGGAGCCGCGACUGUACGUCAUGGAUGUCGGUCAAGGUCUGAUGCGAGUCAAGUGGCAGUAUAUGAGCUGCGUACCUCCAAUAUCCGGAGCGCUGGUGCGGUUUCGAGCCGUUGGAGCUAGGAAGUGGCUUUUCGCACAUCCCAGCAGUGGGGCCUUGAUAGAUGUGUCGCCGGAACAGGAACCCGAGCUCAUACCUUUUCCACAGUCAGAGGUGGAUUUGCGGAACCUUCCGCUUGGCAUUCGCUUCGAAGCCUGUGUUGCUUUCAGGAACAAGCUCGGCACCGGGCCGUUCUCCAAGGAGAGCGACAUAGGCCACAUCGGCAUGCUGGCUGCCAGAGUACUCAAGUGCACGUACUGCUUCAGCGACUUCGACUUGCAGACCGCAGAGUACACCCGAGCACUGGAGAAUUUCUGGUGUCCACUGUGCCGCUUCAGGCACAUGGACCCCUUCAACGCGAUCAUAGAGCCAUCUGGCAUCUUGCGACAACACAUGUUUAUGCGGCCCACAUGGUCCUUCAACUUGGACUUGCCUGAGCUGAAGGCGUGGAGAAAGGAGGAUCAAAGCAUCUUCUGCAGGUGCGUGAAGGUCAACAGCGACAUCACUGCCCAGGUCUGGCCGACCAAGCUGAUCAUGACAGCAAACGGCGCAGAGGUCUUCAGAAUAGAACCUCCGGAAGAGGGGCAUGUACGAAGAGAUGUCCCCAAAGACGUCUCAGCUGCUCUCAGACCAGGGAUGAACAGCGUCACAAUCAUCAUUGAAGACGAGCAUCCCUCCAGUUUCGCCGUGGCACUGGUGCACACACAGCCCAAGACCGCCGCGGGGAUUGCGGAUGAGACGCCAGCAUGUGAAGAGGACGACGCCUUGCGAAGGGUGCGCAUGCUGUUGAAAGACACGUGGGGCAUAAAGAUGGAGGAGCUCGAUCUUGGGCCAAAGCCCGAACCUCCUCCCGAAGAGGAGGCGGAGCAGCAGGCCCCGGAGGCCCCGGAGGAGGCACAGCCUCAGCCUGAUGCUCUGAAGCUGGAUGAGGAUGAUGAGGAGGUCACCUGCGUCCUCUCCAAUAAGCUGAAGCUUCGUUGCCCUCUGUCCUUUGAGCGAGUGGACAUCCCCGUGCGGGGCGAGACCUGCAUGCAUUUGCAGUGCUUUGGCUUGGGAGCAUACCUGGAAUCGAACAUGAAGAUGAGGGCCUUGAACAACAGGUGGACCUGCCCUGUCUGCAGCAACAUUCUGAAGCCGCACGAUCUUGUAGUAGACAAGUACGUGCAGCGGGUCUUGUCGGAGACGCCGGCCCACGUUGAAGAGGUCAUUAUCGAGAAGGAUGGCACCUACAGGAUCGUCGAGGAUGAGGAGGAGGCAGACGCUGCUGGCAAGGACGGCAACAAACAUGACGCAGACGAUGCUGAAGAAGCAGGUGCGAAAGACACGCCGAUGGCAGAUGCAGACCACCAGGAUGGCAUCAAGAGACAAGGAACUGAUGAUGGGAUCGAGGUGCCCUUGUCCAAGCGCCAACGAAGGCGACAGAAGAUUUUGGAAGCCCGCGGCGAACUUCCUCAUGUCGAUCAGGACACGGUGCCUGCUGCAGAAGAAGGGGCUUCCUGA